AGCUAAGGAUAAGUACCAAUAUCAAAACACCGCUGGCGUUGAAUCGCGCAGCGGGCACUUCCGUGUAUCGCGUGGGCGAGCACAGCUGCGGGAUAUGGACGAGGAGCUCUACGAGGCAGUACCGGAGGAUUCCAUGGACGCUGAGGCUGCGCCUCCACAGGUUGCUGAUGAGGAGGUAGUGCCUGCGGCGGAGGCGCCGAAGCCGAUGGAGACGGAGUCCACGGGCCACUACGAGUGGGAGAUUCACAAUUUCGCCAAGCUGACACAAGCGGACCGGCAGACGUCAGAGACGUUUGAAAUCGGCACGUACCUAUGGCGCAUGCUGUGCUUUCCGCGCCAGAACGCGACGCCGCACCGGCACGUGUCGGUAUUCCUGGAGUACCCGGAGGCCUCCUUCACGCCCAACCACCUCAGCCCGAAGGCCAGCUUCAAACUCAUCAUCAAAAACUUCAAAGACCCCAGCAAAAACUUUGAGAAGAGCGCGGACCACACGUUCGAGUCCCACCAGGUGGACUGGGGCUUCAGCCAGAUGCUGCCGCUGCAGGACCUCAACAGCGGCUACCUGCGCGAGGACGGCGCCAUGGUGAUACGGGUGGAGAUAACCAUCCAGCGCGAUGAGCGCUUCACGUAUGACAGCCGAACCGUCACGGGCUUCGUGGGCCUCAAGAACCAGGGCGCCACGUGCUACAUGAACUCGCUGCUGCAGUACCUGUACAAUGUGCCGCUGUUCCGAAAGGCCGUGUACCACAUGCCGGUGCCGGAGAACGAGGAGCCCAGCAAGUCGCUGCCGGUGGCGCUGCAGAGCCUGUUCUACAAGCUGCAAUAUGCUCCCUCGGCCGUGUCCACAAAGGACCUGACCGCCUCGUUCGGCUGGAACACCUACGACGCCUUCAUGCAGCACGACGUGCAGGAGCUCAACCGCGUGCUGUGUGAGAAGCUGGAGGAGAAGAUGAAGAACACCAAGGUGGAGAAGGCCAUCAACGAGCUGUUCGAGGGCUUCACCUACAACUUCAUUGAGUGCAUCGGCGUGGACUACAAGUCCACCCGCAAGGAGUCCUUCAUGGACCUGCAGCUGGACGUCAAGGGCUGCAAAAACAUCUACGACUCAUUCGACAAGUACACGGAGGUGGAGGUGCUCAACGGCCAGAACCAGUACAAGACCGACGACUUCGGCAUGCAGGACGCUCGCAAGGGCAUUCUGUUCGAGUCGUUCCCGCCGGUGCUGCAGCUGCAGCUCAAGCGCUUCGAGUACGACUUCCAGCGCGACUCCAUGGUCAAGAUCAACGACCGCUACGAGUUCUACGACGAGCUAGACCUGGACCGCGAGGCCGGCAAGUUCCUGUCGCCCACCGGCGCCCAGCAGCUGUCCACCGGCUCCUUGUCGGCGCCGCGCAACACCUACAAGCUGCACAGCGUGCUGGUGCACAGCGGCGGCGUGCACGGGGGACACUACUACGCCUACAUCCGGCCGGACGGCCAGCAGUGGCUCAAGUUCGACGACGACCGGGUCACCAAGGCGGAGCCGCACGACGCGCUGGAGGGGCAGUACGGCACGGGUGACGACAGCGGGUACGGCUCCAACCUCAAGUUCGCCAAGUGCUCCAACGCCUACAUGCUGGUGUACGUGCGUGUGGCCGACUGGGCCCGCGUCAUGUGUGACGUGACCAAGAACGACAUCGCCAAGCACCUGCUCGACAGGCUGGAGCGCGAGCAGGCGGACAAGGAGUCCCGGCAGCGCGACAAGCAGCAGGCGCACCUGUUCUGCAGCCUCAAGGUGGCAGGCGACGCGGACAUGGCGGCGCAGGUGGGCGCCGGCAACAGCGGCUACUUCGACCUGGUGGACCACGACAAGCUGCCGGCGGAGCGCUGCCACUACCGGAUGCGCAAGCAGACCAAGUUCGCGGACUUCAAGGCGGAGGUGGCUGCCCGCACCGGCAUCCCGGUGGAGCGGCAGCGCUACUGGACCAUGAAGCGGCGCGCCAACUUCUCGCACCGCCCCGAGCGGCCGCUCACCGCGCAGGAGGAGGCCAGCCAGCUGGUGGACCUGUCCGGCAUCCGCGAGCUGGCGAGGGAGGGGACGGGCCGGCACCGGGCGGGCGGCGGCGGCGGCAAGGAGGCCAAGGUGGCGCUGAUGGACAUCCGGCUGUACCUGGAGGACAUGGGCGAGGACAAGGAGGUGGUGGCUACCAAUGCGCUGUACGCGGAGGCCGGCAAGCAGCGGCAGCUGCUGGUGUUCGUCAAGCACUACGACCCCGUGAAGGAGACGCUCACCUUCAAGGGCCACCACCUGCUGCCCUGCACUGCCAAGCUGCAAUCGGUGGCCAACAUGCUGCUGGAGGACGACGAGCAGGAGCUGGAGGGCCAGGCGGAGCUGUGGGAGGAGGUCAAGUCCGAGCCCACCGUCAUUGUCGACCCCGUGGACCUGCGGAUAACGCUGGCUGAGGCGACCAUCGACCACGGUGACAUCAUCAUCUACCAGCGCAAGCUCAGCGAGGAGGAGGCGGCGGCGGUGCGCUACCCCACCGCGCGCGGCUUCCUGGAGUACGUGCACAACCGGCGACUGAUCCACUUCAAGAAGCUGGAGGACCCGGCGGCGCCGCCGGCCGUGACCCUGGAGCUGCUGCGGGGUGCCACCUACGACGAGGUGGCGGCGGCGCUGGCGGCGGCGCUGCAGCUGCCCGACCCCUCCAAGCUGCGCUUCACGCAGCACAACGUGUACAGCGGGCAGCCGCUGCGCGGCCACAUCCGCUUCCGCUCCGUGGGCAGCCUGGAGGGCAUGCUCAACUCGGGGCAGCGCGGCUCGGGCGGCCAGCUGGCUGACACGCUGUACUUCGAGGUGCUGGACCUGCCGCUGGAGGAGAUGGAGCGGCUCAAGACGGUGCGCGUGGCCUUCCACAACGAGCGAGGCGAGUUCGUGGGCGAGCAGCACAGCAUACGGCUGCGGCGCGACAGCCCCGUCUCAGAGCUGCUCGCGGAGCUCGCCAACCGCCUGCAGCAGCAGCCCGCGGCGGCGGCGGCGGCAGCAGCAGCAGCAGCAGUGGGCCACAGCAACGGCGGCACGGAGGCGGGGGUGAAGGCGGAACCGGGCGUGGAGGCGGACGCGGGGGUGAAGGCAGAGCCGGGGGUGAAGGCGGAGCCGGGCGCGGAGGAGCACGCAGCGGGCGGCGGGCAUGCGGCGGCGGGCGCGCACGCCGGCGCGGGAAACGCGGCGGCGCGGGCGGAGGAGGAGGCGUCGCUCAAGGCGGCGGCGGAGCUGGCGGCGGCGGGGCGACCGCUGCGGUUACUAGAGCUGCAGGACAACAAGAUCUGCAAGAUUGUGGACCCCGGCGAGCGGCUGGAGGCGCUCCGUGUGGACUACUGGCAGCUGCGGGCGGAGUUUGUGCCGGAGGACCAGCUGCCGGAGGCCAUGGGACCCAAGGAUUACAUCAUGCAGGUAGUGCACCACCUGCCGCCGCCGCUGUCGGCGCGCGCCGCCGCCGCCUGGGCCGCGGCCACGGCCACCACCGCCGCCUCGGACGCGGCCGAGCCCAUGGACGCAGACGGCGGGCCAGACACCGGAGCCGACGCCGCCAACGACGACAACGACAACGCGGAUGCGGAGGACGUUGACGCCCCUGAUUCGCAGGGCGAGCAAGGCAAACGCGCGGGCCCUAAGAGCGCAGAGGAGGUUCUCAAAGACGCGCUGGCGGAGAAUAUGCCUGGUGCGGCGUUCGGCGAUCCACUGCUCAUCCGCGUCACGGAGAGCGACACGCUGGCCAAGAUCCGCGCGCGGCUGCAGCCGCUUCUGGGUGCGUCCGCGGAGGAGAUGGCCCGGUGGCGUGCCAUCUUCGUGGGGACACGGCCGCCCAACGCCGUGCCGCAGGAGAACAAGGAGCUGGCGGAGGACUUCCACCGCUGGCGCAACGGCUUCUACGCCCCGGCGGCCAUGGCAGCGGCGGCUGUGGGCGGCGCGCCCACGCAGGCCACGCUGGUGGACCCCAAUAAGCUGGUGCUGGCGCUGCUACACGAGGACAAGGGCUUGGGGCACGCCGGCGCGCCGCGGCGGGCGCCGCCCAGCACGAGCAGAUACACGUACGACAAGCCCAUCAAGAUCUACGGGUGACUGCGUGCUGGUGCGGAGUGUGGUGUUGUGGGCCGCGGAGUGAGGUCUUGAGGAGCGGUGCGGCGGAGGUUGGUUUUAGGCGGGAGGGGCAGGGGUAGGGCUGGUAGGAUGUGGGGCAGGCAGGGAAGCGGGGCCAGGCAGCGGCGGACGCAUGUGUGUGUGUUGGUCUCUAUGCAGUUGGGCUUGUGGGCUGCCUGACGGAGGUGGCUUGAGGGAUGGUAGGAAGGGCGUUGGAAGAUGAGCGCGGUUGCCGAUUUGGAGUCGAGAGCGACGAAGACUGGGAGCAGCAGGAGCGCGUGGGUUACAGAGGAGCACAGUGGGGGGAAGGUGUACAGGCAGGCGCAGACGCUGGGCCAGUGGGGGCUUCGAGGACGUGACAGACAAAGCCUGGCCUGGGAGGUAGGCGGUUGGGCGCAGUCAAGGUCUGCACGUGAGGUCUGCACGUGAGGUCUGCACAUGAGUGCAGAAGGAUGAGAGGCAUGCUGUCACCUGCGGAACAGCAGGGCAGCUGACCGCAUAGUGCGUGAGCGCGGUGGCCCGGACGGUGCAGUUGAGGAGGCGCGGGCGGCGGUUGCGGCGUGUCCACUGCGGAAGGUCACCACUCACUAGGGAUAUGAGAACCCGGUUCCUGGGGCGGGCGGUUAGACGUCCAUCCGAUGGCUGCGGCGUAGCGCUUGUGUGCACGUCAAGGCGGCGGCUGGCGGUGUAGGCAAGGUGGGUGGCUGGGCGGCAGGAUGGUAGCCGGCCGCGGCCGGGGUGUGGGGCAGCAGGCAGGGCUCUAUCUGCGCGUCGCAGCCGGCACAUUGCCGGUCUGCACGCUGUUAGCACGCACUCUUGCAACGGCCUGUUAUUA
Messenger RNA from Chlamydomonas reinhardtii, 4955 nucleotides. RefSeq lists its product as uncharacterized. Gene Ontology annotation, cellular component: cytosol; nucleus. Gene Ontology annotation, biological process: protein deubiquitination; regulation of protein stability. Bases 95 to 4102 code for a protein of 1335 amino acids. The transcript is spliced from 30 exons. Lineage: Eukaryota; Viridiplantae; Chlorophyta; Chlorophyceae; Chlamydomonadales; Chlamydomonadaceae. The record is from RefSeq and is a predicted model, not a curated record. Gene Ontology annotation, molecular function: protein binding; cysteine-type deubiquitinase activity; cysteine-type endopeptidase activity.